Molecule: messenger RNA, 2173 nt
Organism: Jaculus jaculus (lesser Egyptian jerboa)
Lineage: Eukaryota; Metazoa; Chordata; Mammalia; Rodentia; Dipodidae
Gene: Galnt11
Product: polypeptide N-acetylgalactosaminyltransferase 11
Exons: 12
Coding region: 132-2039 (635 amino acids)
Biological process (GO): regulation of Notch signaling pathway
Cellular component (GO): Golgi apparatus
Molecular function (GO): Notch binding
Source: RefSeq, a predicted model, not a curated record
UCCAGCCUUGGGUCGUGAAGCCAGCAGAAGGCACGCGAUGGCUAUGAGAAGCAGGCUGGCAGGGGCGCUGGGCUUGGGCCAUCAGUGUGCGCUAGAGCCGCACUGAGCACACGCGUUCGCUGGGCCGCUGAAUGUCUUCAAGCUGCUGCCGAAGCAGGUGUACAAUUGCUUUGCUUAUGAAACUGAAAUGGCCCUUCAACUAUGCUAGGUCUAUGAUGGGAAGUGUCACAGUUCGGUACUUCUGUUAUGGUUGCCUCUUUACAUCUGCGACCUGGACACUUUUGCUUUUUGUUUAUUUCAACUUCAGUGAAGUGACUCAGCCACUGAAGAAUGUGCCCAUCAAGGGGUCUGGGCCCCACGGACCCUUUCCCAAAAAACUCUACCCCCGUUUUACUCGAGGUCCAAGUCGACUGUUAGAACCGCAUUUCAAAGCAAAUAGAAUCGAUGAGGGGCCAGACACGCAUGCUGAAGAUCCCGAGGGAGGCCUGAGAUCCUCUGCCGAGCUGGGUAUGAUUUUUAAUGAGCGCGAUCAGGAGUUGAGAGACUUGGGCUAUCAGAAACAUGCCUUCAAUAUGCUUAUUAGUAACCGCUUGGGCUACCAUAGAGACGUGCCAGAUACCAGGAAUGCCGCGUGUAAGGAGAAGACUUACCCCGCCGAGCUGCCGGCUGCCAGCGUGGUAAUCUGCUUCUACAACGAGGCCUUCUCCGCCCUGCUGCGCACAGUGCACAGCGUUGUGGCCCGCACGCCAGCACACCUUCUCCAUGAGGUCAUCCUGGUGGACGACAGUAGUGACUUCGAUGAUUUAAAAGGAGAACUUGAUGAAUAUGUCCAAAGAUACCUCCCUGGAAAAAUUAAAAUCAUAAGGAACCCACAGCGAGAGGGUUUGAUUCGAGGAAGGAUGAUCGGAGCAGCCCAUGCUACAGGACAAGUCCUGGUGUUUCUGGACAGCCACUGUGAGGUGAAUGUGAUGUGGCUGCAGCCCCUGCUGGCCAUCAUCCACAAGGACCCCCACACCGUGGUGUGUCCCGUCAUUGACAUUAUCAGCGCCGACACGCUGGCAUACAGCUCGUCCCCGGUGGUGCGCGGUGGGUUCAACUGGGGGCUGCACUUCAAGUGGGAUCUUGUUCCCCUCUCGGAGCUGGGAGGAGUGGAUGGAGCCACAGCGCCAAUAAGGUCGCCCACGAUGGCAGGAGGCCUGUUUGCCAUGAACAGACAGUAUUUCAGUGACCUUGGACAGUAUGACAGUGGCAUGGACAUCUGGGGAGGGGAGAAUCUGGAAAUAUCAUUUCGGAUCUGGAUGUGUGGCGGCAAGCUCUUCAUCAUCCCUUGUUCCAGAGUAGGACACAUUUUUCGGAAAAGGCGACCCUAUGGAUCUCCUGAAGGCCAGGACACCAUGACCCACAACUCCCUUCGGCUGGCCCAUGUCUGGCUGGAUGAAUACAAGGAGCAGUAUUUUUCCUUAAGACCUGACCUGAAGAGCAGAAGCUAUGGGAACAUCAGUGAGCGUGUUGAGCUGAGGAAGAGAUUGGGCUGUCAAUCAUUCAAGUGGUAUUUGGAUAAUAUUUACCCAGAGAUGCAGAUACCUGGGCCCAACGCCAAACCCCAGCAGCCUAUUUUCAUCAACAGAGGGCCCAAGCGGCCCCGAGUCCUUCGACGUGGACGGCUCUUCCACUUCCAGACCAACAAGUGUCUGGUGGCCCAGGGCCGCGCCAGCCAGAAGGGCGGCCUGGUGGUGCUGAAGCCCUGCGACUAUGGGGACCCAACACAGAUCUGGAUUUAUAAUGAGGAACACGAACUGAUUUUAAACAAUCUUCUUUGUCUUGAUAUGUCGGAAACUCGCUCAUCAGACCCACCACGACUCAUGAAGUGCCACGGCUCGGGAGGGUCCCAGCAGUGGACCUUUGGGAAAAACAAUCGUUUGUACCAGGUAUCCGUUGGGCAGUGCCUAAGAGUGGCGGACCAAUUGGGUCAGACAGGCUCUGUCUCCAUGGCGAUCUGCGAUGGCUCCUCCCCUCAGCAGUGGCGCCUAGAAGGCUGAGGUGGACCCUGGUUGGAGUGGAGCCUCAGUUGGCUCCACCAUAUCUGCAAAGAGGAUGGUGCUUUGGGAAGACUUUCUGGUGUGUGCGGUGGAAAGCCAGUGCCUCGACGAAGUAUGCUCGUCCUGGGUGCCAC